Anopheles maculipalpis is the source of this 1844-nucleotide messenger RNA. It is a transcript of the gene Grasp65, whose product is annotated as Golgi reassembly-stacking protein 2. The transcript is spliced from 3 exons. The record is from RefSeq and is a predicted model, not a curated record. Gene Ontology annotation, biological process: Golgi organization. Gene Ontology annotation, molecular function: protein binding. NCBI's taxonomy places the organism in Eukaryota, Metazoa, Arthropoda, Insecta, Diptera, Culicidae. The coding region runs from base 141 to 1835 and encodes 564 amino acids. Gene Ontology annotation, cellular component: Golgi apparatus.
AUGUUUGUGGGAUCUUGCAAAAACGGAAAAAAGAUAAAAAAUCUUUUCCUUCCAUUUAGAUUGGCUUUCGUGUCGUCGGCUUUUAGCAGUGUAUAAUUGGAGAAAUCGAAGCAUAAUUUGUACCGUUCGGCACAUUGAUAAUGGGACUAUCGCACAGUGUUGCUGUACCCGGGGGUGGGACCGAGGGAUACCAUGUUUUACGGGUGCAAGACAACUCGCCAGGCAAGACGGCUGGACUGGAGGCAUUUUUUGACUUUAUUCUUGCCAUCGGCAACACACGCCUGGACCAAGAUAACGAUACGCUGAAGGAGCUGCUGAAGGGAAACAUCGACAAAGAGAUCCAGAUGACGGUGUACAGCAGUAAAACGCAAAACAUUCGGCUGGUGGACAUUACGCCGAGCAGUACCUGGGGUGGUCAGGGAUUGCUUGGGGUGAGCAUACGCUUUUGUUCGUUCGAGGGUGCCAAUGAGAAUGUAUGGCACAUUCUGGAGGUGCAUCCAUCGUCUCCGGCGGAAGAAGCUGGAUUGAUACCGUUUACGGAUUACAUUAUCGGUGCCGAUUCGAUAUUGCACGAAAGUGAAGAUCUGUUCACGCUUAUCGAAUCGCACGAGGGCAGACCGCUGAAAAUGUACGUGUACAAUACGGAUCUCGAUCGGUGCCGGGAGGUAACGAUAACACCCAACUCGAAAUGGGGCGGUGAGGGAAGUCUAGGUUGUGGUAUUGGGUACGGUUAUCUGCACCGGAUACCGAUCCGGAUGAUGCCAAGCGAUGGAAAGGUUCCACUCAAUGGUGGAGCACAAUCCGUUCCGGUUGUUCCGGUUGGCAGUGCGGCCAUGUUCCCGACAGCAGCCUCGACGGCAAGUGCAAUGACAGGAUCGACGGUGGUAGACACGACGAAUGCGAACCGCUCCGUGCCAUUCAUCCCGAUGGUGCCUCCGUUGGCGAAUACUUUCGCUCCGCAGGCUAAUAAUGCUGUCCACGAUCUGCUUACCGUAUCGCAGCCAAUUAACACGAUGACAGCGACUGCAACGACUACGCCGGCGAUGGGAGACUUAACCAAUCAGUUUGCUACUCUUUCUACGGCGACCGGUCCAACGGAUCAGGUUAACAAUAAUGUGGAAACACAGACGACACCAACACAAGCGACGUAUAAUAAUAAUGUUGGCCAACUGGGAGAGGUAGCAUCGCCACCGAUUCACGUUGGUCCGGCCAUUUAUACACCACCAGCCGGAUUAGUUGAACAAGCUCCAAUUCCUUCAACGAAUACCGCAAGCGAUGCUGUGGCCGCUCAGUAUAAGCCACCGCCAUUGGCAAAUCUUUCCUAUCCGUCUUCUUCCGUUCCCACGUUACCGAUGGGUGCCAACCCUUACUCGAAGGCUAGCAGCACUGUACCACCACCAUCGACAUUAGCCAGCGAUUUCUAUCAAGUGUACGGAUCGUCCGCUGUACCGGUCAGCAACGUCAACAGCUAUACCAUGUCCACCACGGUUGACUUUCUGCAGAGUCAGCAGCAACCGAUGCAACAGCAACCCUGGGGCUCCCAACCCCCCAUCCAGAUGUACUCCACGUACCCUCAGGUGCAGCCGAUUUCGGAACCAUCGCCCGCCCACCAACCGUCGGCUGCAGGUGGUGCGGUUCCGGCCGCAUCUGCACUAUUCCAAAGCAACGCCGUUACGACACCCAUCUCCCUGCCCGGCAUGCCGCCGAUAACAGUGAGCGCAACGAUUCAGCCGGAAGCGCUACGAAGCCUACAGUUUACCAAUGCACCCAUCGCGCCAACGGGCCAGCAACAACAACAGUCUCCCCUAAUGACCAUGCCGCCGGCGUUGCAAUAAGCUCCGAUA